GAUUUAGAAGUUACUAUAGACCACUCACUUCAGGAUGAGGGCAAUAGAAUACACAGGUGUGAUGAAAAUAUAAACGCUAUAUCUUUGGACGAAUCGUAUUAUGAAUGUAAUACCCAUCAACAUUGGAUUGAUUUUUGUGAAGCUCUUUCAAAAAACAAAACUUUGGAAGUGCUUAAAUUAAGUGAUGGCUGCCACCAUUCGAUAGAGAGUCUGGAUGAGUCUGGUGAAAUUAUAGAAGAUGAAAACGAAGAACCAAUUAUGGAUCCCGAAGAAGAGAAGCUACGAGAAGAUAGAAUAAAUAGUUUUAAACAGGUUUGGAAGAGUAAUAAAACAUUAAAAUUUUUAGAAUUGGUCUACUUUGCCGAUACAUGGGUAUUGGAAGCAUUAAACUCAAUUGAAGAUAGUGAAACUAUUCGAAUAAUCGCAUUGCAUCCAUGUCAUGGCUCAAAACCGUACACCACUAUUCCUCUAUCCGAUGAAGUUUUUUCAAUGCUAUGUCGAGUUAUACGAUUUCAAAAAACCAUCACAGCUAUUCAUAUUGGAUCAGGCGCAAUUUCAAAUGAUAAUGUUGAAAAUACAAUCAAAAAAGAAAUUUUAACAGCUCUUUGUAAAAAAAAUAUAAUUAAGCUUUAUUAUAAUAACUAAAUAAAUUAAACUCUAUUAUAAGAUUUAU
Molecule: messenger RNA, 673 nt
Organism: Dictyostelium purpureum
Lineage: Eukaryota; Evosea; Eumycetozoa; Dictyosteliales; Dictyosteliaceae
Exons: 1
Coding region: 259-645 (128 amino acids)
Source: RefSeq, a predicted model, not a curated record